CAGUAUAGGGUACAGAGUAAUUUUUUUAUAACCUCCACCAUAUAAAAUUAUAGAGUAGUUGUACAGUAAUGUACCUAUAAUGACUUUUAAUAUUUUUCGCUGAAUUUAUAAUAGUAAUUAAUAGGAUUAAGUUAAUUAUUCAAUUCCUUAGAUGACGUACAUAAUUAUAGUUGUAUAAUUAUUGUAGAGUAAUAAAAGUAUCUAGUGUUUUAGAUAUAAAAAUGGACUUGGUAAUACUGAAGGUAAAUGGUCAAGAUGUUACAAAUUCUAGUCAUGAAGAUACUUUAAAAAUUUUUAAAACAGCACAAGAACCAAUAACUAUAGAAGUGAUACGUAUGCAACCCAACAAAUGUAAAAAUACUGGAGAUAGCAAUGAUUUAUCAAUAAAUACUAUAGUCAAUCAGCAGCAAGUGACACCAGGAAGUAAAAAACCAUCAGCGACAACAAGUUGCACGACUGGUGUACAGACAGAUUUAUCAGGGUUCAUAAAUGUUGAUGAUGACGAUUAUUUUUAUAAUUAUUUUGUUUAUGAGGAUGACGUAGACGGAGUUAAUUAUGAGAUAGCGCAGGAGCAAGAUGACGAGGAGCUUGAUGUAGAUGAUAGAGAAGCUGUAGAAAUAAAUGAUUAUUUAUCAAAUUCAAAUAAUGAUGACGAGUAUCAUCAGUUAGAAACUUAUAAGCCUGAAGAUGUAGAUGACGGUAGCGGUGGUGCUGGUGCUGAUGAAGUUUAUCUUGAAGAAAUAACACUGCGUAAAAGCAAGAGCACUGAAAAUUUAGGGUUGACGGUCUCAUACAAUUAUGACAUUACUGAUCGUAAUAAUCCAACUGACAUAACUGCUGUUGCUUAUAUAUCUGAAAUAUCUCGGGAUAGUUUGGCUGCACGGGAUGGUCGUUUACGUGAAGGGGAUCAGAUAUUGCGUAUAAAUGGCCGUGAUAUUGUAAAUAAAGACCAGAUUGAUAAAAUUUUUUAUCAAACUCAGAAUAAUAUCGUUAAUAUUCUCAUUAGUCGGUGUGUUGGUCAAAAUUCACCACCACCAGCACCACCUUCUUCUUCUGUCUCCUCGUCUUUAAAUAAUAUUGAUGACCAGCCACCAGCAACAGCAACAGUAACAGCAACAGCAUCCGAAACAGAUGACCAUAGUCCAGCUUAUCAGAACAGUAUGAUUGAAUUGUUGAUGCGUCAACAAAAACAAUUUGAAAAUUCAAAAAAUAAUAAAAGUCUUCCAAAUGAAACAAAUGAUGAUAACAGUGAUAAUAAAAUAUUAAUUCCACCUCAAGUGCCAUUUCAUAAUAAUUUACCAUUAUCAACAUCAUCAUUGUCAUCAGCAACACCAAAAAAUAUAAAUAAAUCAUUUAACAAAACCAGUCAGCACCAUAGUUUAACAAGUAAUUUUAAAGAAUCAUUAAAAAAAUUUGAAGAUUUAUCAAUAAAUAAAAAAUCAGUGACAGGUUUAGUAACAUCAACAUCAACAGUUGCAGCCUUAGCAGCAGCGGCAUGUCACAGUGACACUGAACAUAUUUAUGAAACAAUUCCAGAAAGCGAUAGUGAACCAAUUUAUUCAUCGCCAUAUGAGAGCCAGUAUCUUCCGCGUACAUUUGAAUUGAAUCAGCAGCAGCAUGUCAAUCAAUCAAAACUAUCAACCAAAAAUAGCAGUAGUUCUAUUGAAGAAAAAGACAGCUCGAGUGCUUACAACACCGGGGGUGAAUCUUGUAACAGUAAUCCAUUAUUGCUUGAAUUAUAUAGAAGCGAUCGUGAUGGUAAUGAUGAAGGAACAAUGGGACUAAAUUCUUUUGACAUUGGAUCUACACCACCAGGAGCAAUCACGUCAAUUAAAUCACCAGUUACUUUUAUGCCAACGGCAAUAAACUGUCGAGUUAAAUCAUCCGCAGAAGUAACUCCUGUUACUCGUUCAAAUUCGUCGUCUUCGUCGCUGUCAAUUGUCACCUCACCGCGACAACCGAUUCCUAAGAGUUUGUUGAGUCAGGAAGAUAAAAAAUUGUUGUCAGAAGCACAUUAUCAUCAACAGCAACAACAGCAGCAGCAACAGUAUCAUCACAAUCACAACUAUCGUCACCAAUGUCAUCAUCAUCAUCAUUACCACAAUUACCAAAAUAAAAUACCGGCGCUUAAUCCAAACUGCCAAUUACCGCAAGACGAUAAUCGCGAAUUAGCAAUCACUAAUAAUCGUGAUGAUAUUUUGUAUACAAAUAUUGAUAAUAAUGAUAGUAGUAAGCGUACGACAAUGAUUUUACAACAGGAAAUUUUUACACAAGCACUUAAUCGUAAAAAUUUUAUAACUAAUCGUAGUAACACAUGUGAGAGCGAUAGAGAAAUAAGAAUUAAAAAUUCAAAAUCACAUGGUAAAUUUCAGGCGCCAAAUUUAACUCAGUAUCAUUUUAUUGGUAGUAGUCAGCAGAUGCAACGUAAUCCAGCAAAUGAUGACAAUGCUGGAGGUAAAUGUGACCCGCGUAUGGAAUGGAAAGUAAAACGCAGACCUGACGGCACUCGUUAUAUUGCAAGACGUUCUGUUAGAAAUCGUCUGCUGGGUAAUCGUACUCUUGAAAUAUUUGAAGAACGCGCUGGUCAGACCACUGAAGAUGACACAGUCUCCGAAAUAAAGCUUGGACGAUACUGGAAUAAAGACGAAAGAAAAAGACACAUUGAACAUGCUAGACAACGUAAGCUAAGACAUCAAGCUGCUAUGCCACCACCGGCACCACCAACUACCCUCGUAGCACAGCAACAUUUUAAACUGCGACGUGAUUUUAAUUGUGAACACCGCGCUGAUGAUUCCGCGGUGACGGCAGAAGCAACUUCGACCAAAGAAUUGUCUAAGAAAUUAAUCCAGGAUGCGAUAAUGACUCAUGUUAAUAGAGUUGACGACAACCAUGACGACGAAGACGGUAUGCUAGGUGGUGGUGGAACUGCCGGAGACGACGAUGCGCUUACGAUAAAUGGAAAAUUGAAAGGCUUGCUAUCCGUAACUACAGUGUAAUGUAUAUAUUAGGGCUGUGCGAAUAGUUCCAACUUACGAAUUAUUUGUAUCGAAUCGAAUCGAACUUCCAAUAAUUCCAAAAUUUUCUCUUUAAGGGGAUACGCUACCAGACCUCUUUCUCACACUCAGAAAAAUAAACGGGACUGUCUUUGUUGCACUCGUAGAGUAAAUGAGAAUUUUAAAACAAUUUUUCUCGGAGACGAAUUAGAAUUUUGAAAAUACGAAAUUUCUAGCUCUUUGUUAAGGUUUUAAAAAAUGCUAAAGACUCUAUUUUAGGUUUCCAGUUUUUGUCCGUGAAUUGAAUUGAAUUGAAAAUCGGUUACCGUUACUUUUUAACGGCUUAAAAUUGUAAUAUUUUUUCCAAUAAUUGAAAUUUUUGUCAGAGGUAAAUAGAGCUCAGACAUGAAUUUACAAAAUAAUUACUUUUGGUUACUUUAAAAACUGAGUUCUGCCCCAAGUAGCAGACUUGUCUUUGUGACAUCUAUAAGAUACCAAUUUUUAGGCUGUUUUUUGAUGUAUCGAUAAGACACCAACGUUGACAAAACGAUCAGAAAUUUAUGUCACCGAAAAAAUAUCUACUUAAAAGACUUGACACAACCCUGUUUAGAAAAUCUCAUAGAAUCCAAUAGAUUCUCAUACAUUCCUAUAGAGAUUUUAUAAGAAUGAAUGAGUUCUAUGAGAAGUGCUAUAGUUAAGUAUAGGUCCUUAUACAUACAGCUAUAAGAGUCUAUCGGAUUUUUUAAGCAGGGAAGUGACGACAAGUGAAUUAAAAUUAGUGGUAAAAUAAGUCAUCUAAAGGACUUUUUAAUUGACAUAAGACAGGAAAAACAACACAACUCUUCUCUAUCUUCGGAACCAACAUUUGCAUGUCGUAUUUAUACCAAAAAGGUGACUUUGAGGCAAAAAAAAAAUUUCGUAUCCUUUUAAAAAACAUUUAAAGUUAUCUGUGCUACUUGGGCCAUUAAAUAAAAAUUGAAUAUUUGAAAGCUGAUCAGAAUUUUCUUGUUUUGAAUCGAGAAAUUUGAAAAGUUACGAAUAAUUCAAAAAGCUUCAAAUUAUUUGAAAAUUCGAUUCAAACACGAUUCGCACACCCUUUAGUAUAUAUAUAUUAUACAUAUAUUUAGUAGUUAUUUUAUAUAUUAUUGCUUACAUUUUGUGUAUAUAAUUUAA
Molecule: messenger RNA, 4166 nt
Organism: Microplitis mediator
Lineage: Eukaryota; Metazoa; Arthropoda; Insecta; Hymenoptera; Braconidae
Gene: Slip1
Product: slo-interacting protein 1
Exons: 3
Coding region: 222-2996 (924 amino acids)
Molecular function (GO): protein binding
Source: RefSeq, a predicted model, not a curated record